CCUCUCGCACACGAGUCUCGGCUGUGCGAGUCAAGAGCACCUCGACAGCGCUCCAGGCGCUGCGUCCUGACGCCUCGCCGCGACCGCGCCGCAGACACCUCCGCCAUGGCGCUCCAGAUGGGCGGCGGCGCCAUGCCGAUGCAGAUGCAGACCACGGGCGCGAUGCCGAUGCAGAUGAUGCCGCAGCAGGCCAUGCCGAACUUCGCGCCGCCGCAGGGCGCCGCGCCGGCGGCGCCGGCCGGCGGCGGCGUCGCGCCGGGCGCCGCCGACGUCAACCGCCGGAAGGAGGACCCGUCGCUGCGCGACGGCGCCGCCGCGUGCUUCACGCUCGAGGUCCACGGUUCCACCGUACGAGCGGCCUGCUGGGACGGCCGCGGUGCGAAGCCGUUACCGUUUGACGCCCAGAAGACGGGCGCCUGCCCCGCGACGCUCAAGAUCGACGAUGCGUCGCAAUUCCUCAAGUGGACGCGCAAGAAGCCCUCGCAGCGCGCGGCCGAGCCCCACCUCGCCGGCGCGAAGGUCGGCGCGCGGGGCCGCGACGAGAUCCUCGCGCCCGGCGCGUCGCUCGGCGCGGUCGAUGGCCUCCAGUCCACGAUGACCGAGGAGUCCGACUUCGGCGCCGUCAAGGAGGCCUGCUACGACUUGGACGGAGAGAAGGUCGCGCCGCAUCUCGCCGUGGCGCUCCUCUGCGCGAAGCCAAGGCAGCGCGCGACGCAGCUCGUCGAGCGGCCCGUGCGGCGUUGUACAAUUGUCGCCCCCGCCUCGGCGAGCGCGGCCUGGCGCCUGGCUUUGUGUCGGGCGCUCGAGGCCGUCGACUGCACCGCGGCGUCGAUCGUCGGCGCGCCGGUCGCGGCGCUCGUGGGCAAGGCGCUCAAGGAGCCCCAGGCCUUCGGGGCCGCGGCCGUCGACGGCAUUGAGGGCCGCGUGGUCUGCGUCGACGUGACGAGCAUGGGCGUGGAUUGUGCUGUGGUCGAUGUGGACGAGGGCCAGUUCCGGGCCGUGGCCGUCGCCGGCGAUGUGCUGAAGAAGGAUAGGGCCGCCCUCGUCAAGUGCGCGCUGGGCGAGAAGAAUGACGCUUUGGUGGCCAAGUGCGAGACGGCGGCGCGCGCCGUCAUCAAGCAGGCGCUCGCCUCUAUUAGUAAGGAGGCGCUCGAGGCGCCGUCGCAUUACUUGGUGCGGGGCGAAGCUACUCUCGCAGAAGCGGCUCUAAAAGCGGCCGCGUCCCUGGCCAAGAAGAACGUCGCCGUCGUCGAGGCGGAAGCUGUGGAUGCGGUCCUCGGCGCCGCCUUCCUCACAGCGUCGGAGCUCGGGCUGCCGCAGGCGCCCGAAAUCUCGCAGAAGAGCGUCCUCGCAUCCAGUAUUGGUAUUGCGCCGCUGGUCCGCGGCUCGCCGGACACGAAACAGCAAGAAACGUUGUUCGAAGCGGGCGAAGACUUGCCGUGCUCGGCGCGGCAUGCGUACGUGAGGAAAGAUUUACUCAAGGAGCGCCAGCUCACGGACGACGCCGAGCUGAGCUGGGCCUUCGUCGAGGACUCGACGGCGCUGCGGGAGGGCUGCUACGACCCGUUCGAGACCGUCGAUGAUGAUGACGAAGUGACGCAUGCCCAGAAGUGCACCGUCGAGUACUCCGUCGAUACGAGAGGCAUCCCCGUGGCUCGAGUAUUGGCGGCGGCCGUCCCGCGGAACGCCGAGAGGAUGAAGCGCAAGGCGGAGGAGAAGAAGUGCCACGGCUACCUGAAGAUGUUCCUGCUGGCCUUCGUGGCCCUGCCGGGCUCCUUCACUUUAUAUCACAUGGGCAAGCGGCGCAUCACGCGCGCCAAGACCAUCGCGAUCCUGGAGGACUUUUACGGGAGGGCGCAGCCGGACAAGGUCGCGAACGGUGCAUAAAUCAAAUUGUCGCGACGCGUCUCCACCACGGCUCAAUCAUGGCCCCCACGCCAUCGACGCGACGCCGGCUCGAUGGCGUGCCCCUGGGGGUCUUUCGCCGCUCCAUUCGGUCAGCGCGGUCGCGUUUUCGCCGUGGAAGGACUUAGUGAAGAAUUAUCGGGUGCGCCCGACUCACUGGUUGAUUUACGCACAGGUCGCGAACGCGGGGACCAUCGCGGAUAAAUACGAGGGCUUCGAGGAGCUCCUCUACAAGAGGUUAGAAAGACAGUACGAGUCCGUGCCCGGCGGGCCGUUCAAGGUCUGGCGCAAGGGGCCGCCGUUCCCGGCGCCCGAGGCGGACGCGACGGAGGAGGACGUCGUCGACUUGGACGCGGAGGAAGGAGGCCAUGAUGAGAUGUAACUUGAAU
Molecule: messenger RNA, 2294 nt
Organism: Pelagomonas calceolata
Lineage: Eukaryota; Pelagophyceae; Pelagomonadales; Pelagomonadaceae
Source: the annotation of a GenBank genome assembly